AUGUGGUUCUUUCGGGUCCUUUCGUCGGCCGUCUUCCUGGCCGUCACCGUCUCUUCCAUUCCCCUCGCCUUUGACGUGGGUGGAAAAACAUGCGGUCUGGCCUAUUCCCUGUCCCUGGCAACCUUCUAUUUCCUAUUUUCGCUGCUGCGGCUUACCACCCCGGAUCGGUCAUGGCUCCGUUCUUCCCUGAUCGUCCUCAUUAGCUCGACGCAAUGGCUCAUCAUCCCUAUCCUGCUUAUCUGGUCGCUGAACCGCUUCUCCAUCGAUACCGACAACGCUGGCUCCUGGGUGGAACGGACCUUCACGGGGAGAAGGGCCCACGACUCGUCAAUCCAGGAGUGGCUAUUUGGGCCCGACGGGCUGGUGGAAUCCGUGACGAUCGGGAAUUGGGAUAAACUACUGAGAUGGUCGACCCCGGUUUUCCAGCUGGUCGAAGGAUUCUGCAGCUUAUUGGUCAUACAGGCUGCAGGGCAAAUCACCCGCUGGCUUGUCAACCGCGGUGGGCGAAGUGAUAGCUGGAUGAUCGGCCUUUUGGUACUAUCGGCCUCCAUCAUAUCAAGUUCCGUAUACUUUCUUUGGCGGGUUCUUCAGUUCCCCGAGAUUUCUAAUGUCGACGCGGCCUUGAUUGGGGUGUCCAUCACCUGCGCGGUGAUUCUAUGCGCGUGGGGAAUAGGGAGUGGGCGUGGGAAUCCAGUGGAGAGUUCCCUGCUGUUCGCAUACAUCGUUCUAUGCAUCUAUCAAAUUUUCACCGAUUACCAACCGUCACAUCCCAUGGAGCAAGUUCCUUCUCCCGCCCAAGCCGGGGAUUUUCCACCGCUUCCUCCAAUCAUCAUGGCUUCAUAUACGACCUUGAUGCAUGCCUUGUCUACCUUGCCUUCCAUCAUCCAUGCCGCCUUCAACGUGAUCACCGCAGUUUUUGGUGCUGUCACUCCCUCCGUGCUGAUCUCGCUCACAUACCGCAUCAUCGUUCUGUACGCGUCAACUCGGAUCAUACCUGCCGUCCGCGAAUCGGGCGCGCGUGCUCUCUCCCAAGAAGCGUCGCUGGAUGACACCGAUGCGGCUGGCCAGUUCCUGGGCGUACUCAGCUACUUCUCCCCAUCGAUCCUCAUCGCCGUUUACACCAGCCUCUUAAUGCAGCAUUUCGCGUCUACCUCCCAAGCGAUGGGCGGCAGUGGCGAGUGGUGGAGCACUCAGGGGGCCGGCGGUGGAAACUUGUGGCGGUGGGCCAACCUGGCCGGCACGAUGGCCCUGUAUGCUGUCGAACUAUACCUUGGUGAGAACGACGACCUAGACUCCGGCUUAGCUGGUCACUGGAAGACCGACUGA
Messenger RNA from Aspergillus ibericus CBS 121593, 1326 nucleotides. Its product is annotated as ICE2 family protein. The coding region runs from base 1 to 1326 and encodes 441 amino acids. Gene Ontology annotation, biological process: septin ring assembly; endoplasmic reticulum inheritance. Gene Ontology annotation, cellular component: endoplasmic reticulum membrane; perinuclear endoplasmic reticulum; cortical endoplasmic reticulum. The transcript has 2 exons. Lineage: Eukaryota; Fungi; Ascomycota; Eurotiomycetes; Eurotiales; Aspergillaceae. The record is from RefSeq and is a predicted model, not a curated record.